GUGUUACCUAUCACCAGGUAUCUGAACAGACCCGGAACCCAAUCCACUUUGUACACCUGGUCCAAAAACCAGUUAUAGUGGUGUCGUGGUUCGUUGAACGUGCGACCGAUUUGUACCGCCCUCCUAUCUGCCACUAAAUCAAAACUCAUCAGACUAUCACCUAGUCAUCGUUAUCCUUGUUGACGACCAUUCCCACGCAAUCUGCACGAACUGUCGAGUGCCGGACCGGACUGAGCAGACUGACGGACACGCUCACCGUCACUUCGUGACGCGCCCCGUGCCGUGACGCUCUCCGUGUCGUGACUCUCCCCGCGCGGUCGCGAUGGAGACUGUGACGGCGGUGGAGGACCCACUAAACGCCACCAGUGCUGAGGAUGGCGGCAACUCGAGCGCCUACAUCGACUACGACGCCGAACAGUCGGUCCAGAUCUACUUCUGGGGCGAGCUGGCCACGGCGCUAGUGGUCUACGGGCUGACGUUCGUCAUCGGCUUCAUCGGCAACGUGCUCAUCCUGGUGGCCAUCACGGGCAACCGCAGGAUGAAGUCGGUGACCAACACGUUUCUGGCCAGCCUGGCCACAGCCGACCUGACUCUCAUCUGCCUCUGUAUCCCUGUCAAGAUCGCCAAGCUGUUCUCAUUCACCUGGACGCUGGGCCCGGUGCUGUGUCUGGGCGUCCACUACAUCCAGACGGUGACCGCCAUCUGCUCCGUGCUCACACUGACUGCAAUCAGUCUGGAGAGAUAUUACGUCAUACUGCACCCGAUGAAGGCGCAGUACAUCUGCACCAGAAGCCAGGCCAACCGCACCGUGGUAGCCAUCUGGGUGCUCUCCUUCGUGCUGGCCUGCCCCAUGCUGGUCGCCCAGGUGCACAUCUCCGUCGGUAUGCCGCCCGUCGGCUUCUGGUGCGUGCGUAACGUGGACAUCCCGGCUCUGUGGCGGUUCAACGAGCUCUACCUGCUGGUGGUGCUGCUGCUGGCCCCCACGGCUGUCAUGGCCACCGCCUACACCUGCAUCGUGCUCGAGGUGUGGCGGGUCAUGCAGAAACGCCAGCACAUGACCAACCAGGUGCCCACCAGUAAGAGUUUCGGCGAGGACCACGCUCUUGUUCUGGACGACACGGUGAAGGAGCCGGUGCAGCGCAGCCGCAGCGUCGACGACCAGGCCACUCUGCAGCAGCUCACGCGGAUGAUGGUGGCCGUGGUGGUGUUCUUCCUGCUCUGCUGGGCGCCGCUGCUCAUUUUCAACGCCCUCCAGUCGCUGGACGUGUUUCCCGUGCACGUGCCGGGCCCCGUCAAACACCUGAAGACCGCCUUUGAACUGAUGGCCUACGCUAACAGCUCGGUGAACCCGGUGGUCUACGGCUUCAUGUCUCGCAGUUUCCGGGAGAGUUUCCAGAGAUCACUGUGCGGCCAGAGACAGCCGCACGGCAUGAGACGGGAUGCGUCCAAGAGCUCCAACUUGACGCACCUCACAUCACUGCGACAGCCGGCUGCUGGAGCAAUGGCCUGAGGCGAAACGAAAUGAGACUCUCUGGCCGAGAAGUCACCGAUGAAACUGCAGCUGCUGGGCUGAAAUUCUCUGCGAACAUCAUCAGAGAGACUCGGAAGAGACGGCCGGCACAGGAGCAGGAGCAGUUCGCCAGGAGCAGUCUCGUUCUCCAUCAACUAUCAGUCGCAGCUCACGCGCUAAACGGGACCUGUGCACCACGUGCAGACCCGAGAGCUAUGCUCAGUGACUGGCACCUUUUUAGCGUGACCCGGCGGUCACGGGGUCACAGGGCGUGACCACUUUGAGGUUUGAUGACCUUGUGAUAUGUUGCAUGGUUAUGAACUGGCUGUGGUGUAUCGAGCCCCCCCCCCCCCCUCCAACCCCAUCGCUCGUGCCGGAUUCAGGACGACGGAGGUCGCCUGAGGCUGCAUCGGGUGACUGAAUCCCUCGACUGGCUGUAUAGUUAUGUGUUAGGUUAGGUAUAAACAGACAAGCAGAGUAUUAUUGUUUAGUGUGAUGAUGUGACGGCAGAUGAUGGACAAUGGACAUGGCUACCUCACGCUGCUGCUCCUGCUACUUGGCUGCUGUGGAAGUGGAUGCUACAGCUGCUGUUGCUGCUGCUGCUGUCGGUGGCUGCUGUUGUCGAGGUUUAUGUUCUGCUAUGGCUGCUGCUGCUGCUGCUUUUACUGCUGUGUAUGUGGACGGCGCGAGACAAACAGGUGUUUUGGGGCUGUGAGCGAGUCUGCUCAGCGAGAUUACAGAUGUUUAAUGGAGUGAAAUCACUUCAAUGAAGUAAAAUCGCUUGAGUGAGAGUCGGAUAAAAGUAAAUGGGCAGCCAAUGUGCGCUUGAAGCUUGCAAACAUGUUCCUUUCUGUGUAGUCGUAAGUAAUUAUGGUCACUCAUGGCUCAAACAGAGCAGGCCAGGUGCACGUGUCAUCCAUGUCCGCAUGGCUGGUAAGUUUUCUCCGUGUAGCCGAGGCACGUUUUCUCCGUGUCGAUGACGCCGCACGGUGGGCUCUGACGGGAAUCCACCGGCGCUCCCCGGGGCGGCCACCUCAGUGCCCUGCAGCAGGCACGGCUGUACAGAUGUGGGGAAAUGUGGCCACCGCCGACCGCCGUCUCGAUCGAUGGGAGCCUUCCCAGACAACAGGGCAUAGCCGAUUAAUCACCUGGCCUAUGUAUAGAUGAGAGCGUAGUACUUUUGUUCGUUGUAUAUGCCGCGCUGAUGUGGGAUCUGUCCGAAAGGGAAGCUCAUGAUCUUCUGUCUCUUUAUGGUGUGAAAGUCCGUCUUGUAUACAGUGUCACAGAGCGUGUAGUCGUUAUGUGAGUGCCUGAAAUGUAAUAAGAGUCAUACCGAAUUAUUUUACACGCACCGAAGGAUGUGUGCGUGCUCAUGUUGCCAAGCAGCAAACGUGUAUGCAUGUAUUGUAUCUAAUACUUAGCGGCUAUGUCGCUCUACUAUGAAACAUUUCAAAAAUGUCAUGAGGUAGAUAUUUUCGUGGUGCACAUACAUCUGUGUUUACUUGUCGCUGGUACAAUGCACUGUUCACGGGUGACAUCGGGUGGGUCGGUGAUCGAAUAUCGAUCAAACACACUGUCUCUCUCUCCCUCUUAUUCUUCCCUUUCAUCUCUCUCUCUCUCUCUCUCUCUCUCUCUCUCUCUCUCUCUCUCUCUCUCUCUCUCUCUCUCUCUCUCUCUCUCUCUCUCUCUCUCUCUCUCUCUCUCUCUCUCUCUCUCUCUCUCUCUCUCUCUCUCUCUCCCUCUCCCUCCCUCACACUCUCUCCCCCUCUCUCUCCCUCUCUCUCCCUCUCUCCCGCUCUCACCCCCUCUCUUUCUCACUCUCUCCCGUGCGCGCGUAUGUGUGUGUGUCGUAGCAUCCAUCCCAGUGUCGACAUUCCGAGCCCCGUGAGAACUACUGAGACCAACUAUGGCCCUUGCGCAUCGAAUCCCAUGGCUGGUCUCAGGCUCAGUUCGAAUCCCGUGAAUAUGGCACACAACUGAUUCAGCUUUUAUGUGUCUGAAAUAUGUUAAUCGGUGUAAUAAUUAGGUGUGAUGUACAGUUGCCACGAUUGCAAUAUUCUUCCCCGUAGACAGCUUCAACGCAUUUGCCUCAACAAGAUUGGUGAAUGUCAUAAAUCAGAUUUGCUCGCUAGGUCAGGGGAGAACCUUGUUGCGAGACAAAGAGGCGAGUUUAUUUCGCCUCCUACGAAAUACCAACCAACGCAGUCCUUUUGAAGCUGUCUGUCAAGGAAGAUUAUUGCGAUUCCGUCUGUACAGCGUACGUACAUUGGCGGCUACAGAAGAUAAUUUGUUUUGUUAUUGGUGUCGAUGUAGGUGUCAAACACAUAUCACAUGUGGAAAGAUCCGUGCUCCACGUCUUCAAUGUCGAUGGAAAGAUGUAGUUAAAACUGAGCUGAGGCAGCAUGGCCUCCAACUUGGGGAGACUGCUGGAAGAACGGGACUCGAGCGAGCUGAAAUCAUAAUGUCGCUGCGAUAUACUGACUUCUGUGAAUAGUCUUGCUUUACGUGUUAUGUUAAUUGUUAAACGUCCGUCGUAUGGAAUGUUGGUAUGUUCUGCAUAUGUGAACAAUGAGGUCGAUGUUUCAUCGACUACGAACUCCAUGGCUAGUGGCUACCUUAUUGCCGUCCGUGAUGUUCACCCUCCGCCCGAACCAGUUAUUUCAUUAUCAAAUCAAAUUACAAAACUCAUCUCGAACUACAAAGUUCUUGCCAGAACGGUAACGACUACGAUGCGUGAUGUGCUGAAUAGAAGUUCGUACUACGCGACAGAUAUUUCACCAGUCAAUGAUUAAAAAUCUACACACUCACCAGCAUUCACACUCCGUCACAUCGCAAUUUCGAAUACCCGAUCCUGUUCCCCCCCCCCCUUCAAUCGUCAUGUUAUCACACAGGUAACCGCCACCGCUGUGCGCCCAUGUAACACCGGGUUCCGUGUCAUGAACCCGUAUAUCCAUGUCACAAAAUGUCCAUCGCCGUGAGACGGUUCGUUGCGCGUUGUUCGCGCCGCGGUUGGUGUCUCCAUGUAGCGCUAUGUGUUGCCACAAUGUGGCAGUGUACCCCACCCUCCGCCCACCCUUUCUCCUCCCCAGCCGGUCCCGAUCGGUCGCUCCAUGCGCGCUGCUCUGUGUUCCCUGUGCUCCACGUGCUCGGUGCGUGUUCGAUGAAUGUCCGAUGAGUGUUCGAUGAGUGUUCGACGCUUGUCUCGGCAUCUGUGUCGACGGCACCUCCGUUGACCAUUCGACGCUUUUCUGUGACCCAUGUGUGCUUGGCUCUGCGUUCUGUGUCCGCGAGCUGUCGGCAACGUGCCCGGGCGUGUGACGAGCCGGCGCUGAACCUGUCGCCGUCACCUCGCCGGCGCGUCCGAGGCAAGCCGUCAGUCGGCGCCGCUGCCGGUGCGGCAUCCCCGUCUCGCUGUUCCCUCUCCGGAACCCGCUCCAUGUUCCAUGGAUACCCUCGGGCCAUGUGUCGCUCGAUGUGGCAGGCUAACAUGGCGGUGGCAGAGUUUGCCACGCUCACAGCAGUGCUCGGAAGGCGAAUACACGUAUUUCUGUUGUG
This is a messenger RNA of Amphibalanus amphitrite, 5065 nucleotides long. Its product is annotated as QRFP-like peptide receptor. Gene Ontology annotation, molecular function: neuropeptide Y receptor activity. Lineage: Eukaryota; Metazoa; Arthropoda; Thecostraca; Balanomorpha; Balanidae. The transcript has 8 exons. Gene Ontology annotation, biological process: G protein-coupled receptor signaling pathway. The coding region runs from base 323 to 1510 and encodes 395 amino acids. The record is from RefSeq and is a predicted model, not a curated record. Gene Ontology annotation, cellular component: plasma membrane.